GGUAAGCUUAGUCCGCUCUGACUGUCGUUUCGAGCUGUAUCUGAAGGAAUAUUUCAGAAGAAUCUCUUACUAAAUUAACGAAGAAGAAAGAGUGUGUGGGGUCGAAGGAACAGGUUUUAACGAAGAUGGGAGGCAGUCAAAGCAAGAGAAAACUGGUCCCCAACCGCCCUCCGACACGCCCACAGAUCGCCGAGGAAGCGCCGCCCACGAGCACCCGCCUACGCCCCGUCCGCUCCACGCCCAAGGCCUCCGGGAGUGGGCGUGACGGCGGCCCGAAGCCCAAGAUGGUUCCUCCUGACGGGGGGUGGGGGUGGAUGGUGGUCUUCGGGACGGGGUUGACUCUGUUCUUCUUCCCCGCCAUGACUGUGGCCUUUGGCGUUCUGUUCAGCGACCACCUCGCGGAGAUGGGGGCAGGAAAGACCGAAUUCACUAUCAUUGGGAAUUUGCUGAGCAGUGUGUGGAGUUUCGUGGCUCUGCUCAUGGCCCCGUUAACCGAAUUAUUUGGAUAUCGGAGCGUGACGAUCGUCGGUGGCCUGCUUUCCUUCAAAACCAUGCUGCUUUCGGCCUACAGCACCAACCUGACGUCGUUCACUUUCUCUUAUUCUGUUCUUGGGGGUANNGCCGGAUCACUAUCAACCUUCAACGGGUUUGCUAUCAUCCCCCAGUACUUCCAGAAACGAAAAGGUUUAGCCAACGGUAUAGUAGCUUCAUGUUCGGCCAUGGGAAAGAUUGCCAUGGCCCCUUUGCUCCGUCUGUUGCUUGACGUCUACGGGUAUACUUGGGCAUGCCUCAUUGUGGGCGCCCUCUCUCUGCACACCUGUUUUGCUGGCAUGCUGUAUCACCCGCCCGAAUGGCAUUUAGUUCCCCAGAAGGACCAAGACCCAGAGGUCGACGACCCGGUCCCGAUGCGCGGCAGCCUCACAGACGUGGUGAUCUCGGAGAGCGGGAUCGUCGAGGAGCAUCGUCAUCUCCAGCAGCAUCCGCCUCAACGACAGGGCGGGAGGAAAGGCAAUCCUACCCCGGGCGCGAGAUCGAUCGAAGAGCAAGAGGAGGAAGAGGAGAAUGUGCUGUUCGUGAUGCCCGCUACGGCGGCUUCUGCCACGUCCCCUUCGCCAGGCGCGAGGAGGGACGACGAGGUGGUCCUCUUCUCGAGACAGACGUCGAAGGCGGCGACGGCGAAAGGCGUUUCCGAUUCUGGCUUGAUGAGGGUCGACUCGGCGAUGUCCUUGGGAAGUUCGAUUCCCAUGUUGAUACCGAUUGAUAACAAGAUCUAUCAAGAGGCCCAGGACCAAGGGAAGAAGAGCUGCUGUGACGAUUUCGUGGUUGUGAAGGUCUUCACCAUGCUCAAGUAUUCACUCCUCAAGGACCCCUACUUCCACCUCGUAGCAUGGCCCAACGCCCUCUGCCUUACUGCCUACAUGAACUCCAUGUACGCGCUGCCGGGCUACGUGAACAGCCUCGGGUAUACACCUUAUCAAAGCGCUUUUGCCAUUUCGGUGUUCAGUGUUAGUGAGGCCGUCCUGAGGCUGGUGAUCGCCUUUCUCUCUGAUAUGAACUGGUUCCCUAUAGAGGCUGCCUAUACCACUGGUUUUAUUUUUGCUUCCUUGAGCACUGGUUUGCUGCCCCUAAUCCCCUCCUACGAGUGGAUCCUGACCUGCCAGGUGGUGAACGGGCUGGCCAUGAGCCUCGCCAGCGUCCUGUUCAUCCACGUGGCCCUCAAAUAUCACCCGGUGGAGAACUACGCCCAGGUCAUCGGCUUCUGUUCCAUCCUGAAUGGGAUUCUGCUGUUUUUCCUUGGGUCGGUUGUUGGAUUCGUAGCUGACACCCUAGGACAUAAUGGGGCUUACUACCUCAUUGGGUCAAUCGCAGCCGUUGCAGCGAGCAUAUGGGUUGUAAGACUUGCUUGUACAGUUAGAAAACAUUAUAAAAAGGUUCCUGCACCUGCUCAGUAAUAUUUGUUAUCUUUUCGAAUAAAUUAAGGUGUAUAUAUAUA
Molecule: messenger RNA, 1993 nt
Organism: Penaeus monodon (black tiger shrimp)
Lineage: Eukaryota; Metazoa; Arthropoda; Malacostraca; Decapoda; Penaeidae
Exons: 11
Coding region: 126-1952 (608 amino acids)
Biological process (GO): transmembrane transport; monocarboxylic acid transport
Molecular function (GO): monocarboxylic acid transmembrane transporter activity
Source: RefSeq, a predicted model, not a curated record